UGCGCUCUCGGCGGGGUAUGGACGUCUUUUUCACUUUCGGUGUUUUCGCCGGAUGUAUACUUUAUUCUCUUGCCAUUGAUGACAGCCGUUACCCAUCUGAAGAUGAUUGGGGGAUGCCGUGGUCGAUGAUGUCGAUGAAAACUAUGAUGAACGGCCAUUCGAUACAGCGGAACGAAGGACGUGGGAGAAGGAGGGAAAGCAAAGUGUCUCCAGGGUUCGGCGAUCCACCUGAUAUUUUGGAUGGAAUAGGCAAACAAAAUUGGGAUCCGGCAGGCGGCUAUCCAGCGGAUGAAGAAGGGAGGCACAUCUCGUCCGACACUCUCAAAACCAUUUCAGAAACACUAGGUGCCAUCAACACCGUUGGACGAUAUCUUGUCAACUACACAAGAAGCGAACCUACCGUAGCCCCAUUACCGGAAAGGGGUACGGAAGACCUUCCCGGAGCUAUUUAUACAAUAUCAAAGAAUGUUUUUGGGCGAAAUGUAACGGAUUCUAUAGCCCCUCUAGUCAGGGUGCUGCCGCUUGGUAAGGUGACGAACAGUGGUGCAAACAAUAGUGGCACCUCCUGCACUACACCAGCGGGAAGGCAAGGCGUGUGUGAGGAUCUGAGCAAUUGUCCUCAAUUGCUGCUUGAUCUCGUCAACUUAAGACAAAGCAUCUGUUUCAAAGCUCUUUUUGUCCCUGGCGUCUGUUGUCCGACUUCGUCAGUGAAUAUUGCUACUACAAAACAGCCGUUGAUAAUAUCCACUACGAAAUAUCCCCCAGUUCCGGUCAAUCCUGUUACACAUAAACCGACGUAUCAACAUCUGAAACCCAGUUCCACUUAUUUGAACGAAGAAUGUGGUGUACCUGACAUUCCGAAAUUUCGUGUGGUCGGAGGGGACGAAUCUCUUCCCGGACGGUGGCCGUGGAUGUCGGCAAUUUUUCUCCACGGACCGAGAAGAACCGAAUUUUGGUGUGGAGGAAGUCUCAUAUCCGACAGGCAUGUUCUCACAGCAGCUCACUGUACUAAGGACACGAGGCAGAGGCCGUUCAGCGCUAGACAGUUUACGGUACGACUCGGUGAUAUAGACUUAAGGAGGGAUGAUGAACCAUCUUCGCCUCAAACAUUUCACGUUAGAGAAGUUAGAGCCCAUCCAAAGUUUUCAAGGGUCGGGUUUUAUAAUGAUAUUGCAGUACUAGUACUUGACAAACCAGUGAGGCGGUCUAGAUAUGUGAAACCCUUAUGCUUACCACCAGCCGGCUUGGCGAAUGAACAAUAUGUUGGUAGGAGUCCGACUGUCGUGGGAUGGGGUACAACAUACUAUGGUGGGAAGGAAAGUACAGUACAGAGGCAAGUGAAUCUCCCUGUUUGGAGGAACGAAGAAUGUGAUAAAACAUAUUUUCAACCUAUAAAUGAAAAUUUCAUAUGCGCUGGUUUAAAAGAAGGUGGAAAAGAUGCUUGUCAGGGAGACUCAGGUGGACCACUGAUGCUAAGAGAACAAGGAAAAUGGAUGCAAAUAGGUAUAGUUUCGUUUGGAAACAAAUGUGGUGAACCUGGUUAUCCAGGUGUGUAUACAAGAGUGUCAAAAUACAUUGACUGGAUAAAUAAAAAUAUGGUUUGAAUACAUUAAUGAUAAAUUUUACUUAAGAAAAUAAUAGUUUGAACACACAACUAGAGAUUUACAAAUGAAUGGUUAAUGAACUAGAAUGAAUAGUUGAUAAAAUGUAUUCUUUCUCAAGAAUAAUGAGGAAAUAUUAUAUUCGAUGUAUUUAUAUAGAUAAAAGAAAAUUCAGCAAGCCAAAUACAACUUGAUACAUUUUUGUUUCCUCCAGAGUGCCAAACAAUAAUAUUGGGGAACGUUUUCAAUCAAGAACAAUUUAGAUUAAGAAAUAAUACAUUUUGUUUGUAUUUGCUGGAAGAAAGUUAAUAAAUUAUUUCGCUAUGAAAAAAUAUUAAAAUUUUUAUUUGUGAUUGUACAAUAUGCUGGUUCAAUGACUAGGUUCAUAUGAUGGAACUAACCGCCUGUUUUAAAUUAAAAUAAAACCAGUAAUAUAAAAAUUAAACGGACCCAACAUCAACAAAAUGUAUUACAAAUUGUAAAUGUAUUUGUAAGUUUAUUCCAUGGUGCUGACGUUAGAUAAAUUAAAAUAAUAAGAGUUCCUAAAUAAAAUGUCAUUAAGUUUGAACGUCAUUAUUAUUUUUAAUGCUUAUCAUUUUCUAAUUGUGGCACAUUCAUUUAACUAAACUUAGAAUACCAGUGCCAGAAAGGUAUUGAUAAAAUGCUAAGUUGAUUGAUUAAAAUCAAAUUAUUUGUAAAAUGUCAUCUACUCAUGGCCUUUCAUUCCAUACUUUGCUUAAAGAGUUUUGUAACAAUCCUUACUUCUUUAUUCCUUUUUAUAAACAAUACUAAAAACAAACUUAAAAAAAAUUAUAUUGUAAAAUUCUGUUUUUAAUGUAACAAAUAAAUCACAUGUUGUUGAACACUCUUGUUCAAUCGUUGGCCAUUUACUUAUUUUAUGUUUAUUUGUUAAGGGCAAUAAAUUUAUAAAUUUUGUCAUUACUCUUCUUCCUCUGGAUUCUUAUUCUAGCUCUAUUUUGCAUCAAGAUUUUAUUUAUUAAUUUUUUGUUCCAAUCAACUGUCACAUUAUUUUUAAGCCUAGACUUUGUCCAGUUUUAUUUAUAAUUCUAGAAUUAUUUAUGACUAUUUUGAUUAUAUAUUUAUUAUUUAUAAACAAUUAAAGUAACAUUAACUGAUAGCUUUUGUGUUUUAAAUUAAAAUAUCUCAUUUUUGUAGAAUACUUCUGUAUUGCAUGAGGUUAGUUAUGACAAUUUUUUUAUACAUAUUAUAACUUGUUAUCAAUGUAUAAUUUAAUUUUUAUGGUUGUAAUUCAUCAUGUACAUCACGCCUUAGAGUAUUAACAAAUUGAGUUUGUUCUUUGGUUAUAGUGAAAAUUUUGGUGACAACAAGCUUUAAUCAAAUAAAAUCCAUGACACCUGUAUUUGUCUGAGAAAAAGCCCUGAUUUAUAAAAAGAUAUAUUAAUAGUUAGUUGACUUGUUCGCAUUAACCAAAAUCAUAAAACUAUACAAAAGAAUAAAUAAUAUUCAUUUAUGGAGAAAAAGAAAUAUUAUUUAAAAAAGUAUAAACUUCUGCUAAAUGCAAAAUGAAAUAUUAUACAAACUUGUAAAUAUUGUGUCUAUAUUUGUAAAGUGAUGAAGAUAGCGAAGGUCAAUAGUCAAAUUGAGCUUUACAAAAGUGUGAUAAAUAAAUGUUUUACCAUUUGCUUUUAUUA
This is a messenger RNA of Cimex lectularius (bed bug), 3274 nucleotides long. Its product is annotated as proclotting enzyme-like. The transcript is spliced from 10 exons. Gene Ontology annotation, molecular function: serine-type endopeptidase activity. Gene Ontology annotation, biological process: proteolysis. The coding region runs from base 18 to 1604 and encodes 528 amino acids. The record is from RefSeq and is a predicted model, not a curated record. Lineage: Eukaryota; Metazoa; Arthropoda; Insecta; Hemiptera; Cimicidae.